Elaeis guineensis (African oil palm) is the source of this 2080-nucleotide messenger RNA. Lineage: Eukaryota; Viridiplantae; Streptophyta; Magnoliopsida; Arecales; Arecaceae. The record is from RefSeq and is a predicted model, not a curated record.
GCAAUAAUUUCUCCUCCCGCUUGCUGCCCUGUGAUCCUCUGACACAUUUUCCAGCACCGGAUCAACAACCAUUCCCGUCUUCGGAGCGAUGAGAGAGAGAGAGAGCGAGCGAGCGCGGGGGCGGGUAACAACGCCGGAGCUCCACGGCUCCCUCUUUUGGGAUCACAAACGACAAACCGCUUCAAAUUAUUUCUCCUUACUACCCUGACCCAACGGUGGAAGAACCAGAAAGAAAACAGGGAGCACUACCCCAUGGACUCCUCCUCCGCCUUUCCCUUCUCCUCCCCUCCUCCCAUCGAAAGCCCCCUAUCGCACUCCAAGCCCCAAACCCCGUCCUCCGCCCCGCGGCAUUCCGUCCUCCUCGAGACCCCCCCUCGCGCCCUCUCCGUGUCAUCCUCGUAUCGCACGAUCUACAGCGACCGCUUCAUCCCCAGCCGCACCGGUUCCAACUUCGCCCUCUUCGACCUCUCCUCCCCGCCGCCGCCCAAUCCUGGCCCCCCUUCCUCCGGCGGCGGCAGCCGUGAGGACGGAUCCGGCGCCUACUCCGCCCUCCUUAGGACUGUGCUCUUCGGGCCGGAUCAUUGCGUCGCGCCCCCGGCCACUCCCGACCACUCUUCACCCCGGGAAGGGCGGAGCUCCUCGUCGUCAUCUUCGCCGUCUUCGUCUUCCUCGACGUUUUCGACCCCUAGCAGGAAUAUUUUUCGGUUCAAGGCGGAGGUGCCCCGGUACUCGCUUUCGGAUGGGUUUGAGGAUGCCCUUCCUGGGGUCGUGCCAAGCCCGCCCAAGACGCUGAGGAAGGUCCCGAGAUCUCCGUACAAAGUACUGGAUGCACCGGCAUUACAGGAUGAUUUCUACCUAAAUCUCGUGGAUUGGUCUUCGCAGAAUGUUCUGGCUGUGGGUUUGGGCAAUUGCGUCUAUCUUUGGAAUGCCUGCAGCAGCAAGGUUACCCAACUCUGUGACUUGGGCGUAGAUGACAGCGUCUGCUCUGUGGGCUGGGCACAACGAGGCACCCACUUGGCUGUUGGGACAAAACAAGGGAAAGUGCAUAUAUGGGAUGCAUCUCGCUGUCAAAGGAUAAGGACAACGGAGGGCCAUCGCCUGCGAGUUGGAGCUUUAGCAUGGAGUUCAUCCCUGUUAUCUUCAGGCAGUCGCGACAAGAUGAUUCUUCAGCAUGAUAUGCGUGCUCAAGAAGAUUUUGUUAGCAAGCUCACAGGGCACAAAUCAGAGGUUUGUGGCUUGAAGUGGUCUUAUGAUAACCGUGAACUUGCAUCUGGUGGAAAUGAUAAUAGACUUUUUGUCUGGAAUCAACAUUCAACACAACCUGUACUCAGGUGUUCUGAGCAUGUGGCAGCUGUAAAAGCUAUUGCUUGGUCACCACAUCUAUAUGGACUUCUUGCAUCUGGUGGAGGAACUGCAGACCAAUGCAUUCGAUUUUGGAAUACAACAACUAACUCUUACUUGAGCUGUAUGGACACUGGAAGUCAGGUCUGCAAUCUUGUUUGGUCAAAGAAUGUUAAUGAACUUGUGAGCACCCAUGGAUACUCUCAAAACCAAAUAAUUGUUUGGCGAUACCCGACAAUGUCAAAGCUUGCAACACUAACUGGCCAUACAUCCAGAGUAUUGUAUCUAGCCAUCUCUCCGGAUGGUCAGACGAUUGUUACAGGAGCUGGUGAUGAAACACUCAGGUUUUGGAAUGUGUUUCCUUCUCUUAAAUUUCAGCAUGCUGACAGUGAUAUUGGAGCCCGAUCUCUUGGCAGAACACACAUCCGAUGACCUCAUGAACUAGUUGGGAGCUGCCCGUAUGCAAAACUAUUGGUUUUACAUUAUCAGUUGGAAGCUACAAUUUUGCAAGCUCAACCAUCGUCAGCAACAAAGAGACUUGUAUCAUGCGAUACUGAUUUUUCUCCCAUUCCAGCCCUUUGCGAGUGUCUUUUUGGCUGAUAAUUGUAGAUAUAUGAGGGAUGGCUGGGAAGCAAUUGGUUACACCUUGUAACAUGAAAUAUUAGCAUGCAUCUUUUUUCCAGAAAACCCACCCCUUUAAUAUGUAUUCAAUAUGUUAUCUUUGUUACUUUCUUUUCCC